Eruca vesicaria subsp. sativa (arugula) is the source of this 477-nucleotide messenger RNA. The record is from the annotation of a GenBank genome assembly. NCBI's taxonomy places the organism in Eukaryota, Viridiplantae, Streptophyta, Magnoliopsida, Brassicales, Brassicaceae.
AUGCUUAGCUCAGCCACUCUCACCCGCAAAACACCACUCUCGUUCAACUCUCUUGGGCUUUUCGGUAAGAACACAUCGUACUUCAACAGAAGGAGGACUCUUACUGAAGCUGGUUCAAGUGGGGCUAGCAUUUCGUUUCGGUACAAAAAUGGUCGUGUCAAUUGGUCUGGGCUUUCGGGUACCAUGUUUGGACAUAUGCGUCGUGUCUCUUCAGUCUCAGGUGGAAAUUCAGGUGACUCCAUCGGAAUCGGUGGUCAUUUCUGUCAUGGUACUUGGGUCUUCUCGCAAACUAUCCUGUAUCUAUACUUGAGCAAAGUGGUGACAGCUUCAGGUUUAUCAGGCGCAGUUUUGAGGCUUUUACUGGACCAGUUUGUUUUUGCACCUGUUUUUGUUGGAGUUUUCUUAUCAGCUGUUGUGACACUUGAAGGAAAACCGUCACAUGUCAUUCCGAAGCUGAAACAAGUUGGAUUAUUAUAG